AUGUUCCUUCAAAGCAGUAUUCCCUUCUCCGGAGAAUUCUCGGCGAGGGCUCCAAACACUGGACGUGGUAUUGAGACCCCCAGUGCUUUGUUAGGGAAGGACGCCAGGGUUUUGGGAUUUACAGAGGGCAUGGUUCUGACAGUUACAACUUCCCUAAAACUGGCGAAUAACCGUUGGUGGGCCGGCCAGUUAGGCCUCGCCGCCGGCCUCGGAGGCCCAAUCAAUGAACCGGCCUCCUCCGGCUCCUCCGGACCGAUCAAACUCGCCCAUGAAAUCAACAUCGGCCUCAAGGACUCCUUGGAUCCAAACCGCUCCGCCGCUGACGAUCAAGAUGACGAUAGAGUCGACAACGAAGACGAGCCUCGAGAAGGCGCCGUCGAAAUCGGCAAUCGCCGGCCACGUGGCCGUCCUCCAGGAUCCAAAAACAAACCCAAACCCCCUAUUUUCGUGACACGUGACAGCCCCAACGCUCUCCGCAGCCACGUCAUGGAAGUCGCCGGUGGUGCUGACGUCGCCGACUCUAUUGCUCAGUUCUCUCGCCGCCGUCAACGCGGCGUCUGUGUAUUAAGCGGCGCCGGCGCAGUUGCUAACGUUACUGGCGGCACCGGCGCUGUUGUAGCUCUUCACGGCCGGUUUGAAAUCCUUUCCUUAACCGGAACGUUUUUGCCCGGACCGGCGCCUCCCGGCUCAACCGGACUGACGGUUUAUCUCGCAGGAGGGCAGGGGCAGGUAGUCGGGGGCAGCGUCGUGGGUCAGUUGGUGGCGGCUGGGCCGGUUAUGGUAGUCGCGGCGACUUUCUCCAACGCAACUUAUGAGAGGCUGCCGUUAGAGGAAGAGGAAGAAGGAAAUGAAGGAGGCGGGCAGAUUCCUGGCAGGUCGCCGACGGGGUUGGGCAGCGGUGGAGGAUUAUCGGAGCAGUCAGGUAUGCCUAUCUUCAACCUUCCGCCUAAUCUGAUGCCAAAUGGUUCCGGGCAGCUGGUGGAUGCAUUCGGACCGUGGGCUCAUGGAAGACCAAACUUCUGAGAUUCUGAAGAGAGGAAAGAUUGAAGAAGAAAGAUGAGAAGAAGAAUAUUUGUAUAUGAAUUAUAUUGAUCAGUUAUCAAAUUAAGGGGGUGAGAGUUUUAAUUACUUUUUUUCUUUUAAUGUUUAGGAAUAAUGUGGAGUGCUUUGCAAUUAUAUAAGGUAUAUAGUGAGGGGGGGAUGGCUGACAUAUUGUAUGAUAUUGUGGGGAGUUUGUGAGUUGUUUAGGGAUGGAGAGGGAAUAAAAUUUUAGUUGGUGAAAGUUGGAUUUGUUUAUGUUUAAAAAUGGGAUUUUUAU
Messenger RNA from Phalaenopsis equestris, 1318 nucleotides. Its product is annotated as AT-hook motif nuclear-localized protein 20-like. Gene Ontology annotation, cellular component: nucleus. The record is from RefSeq and is a predicted model, not a curated record. Gene Ontology annotation, molecular function: DNA-binding transcription factor activity; minor groove of adenine-thymine-rich DNA binding. NCBI's taxonomy places the organism in Eukaryota, Viridiplantae, Streptophyta, Magnoliopsida, Asparagales, Orchidaceae.